AUGUCGGGGACAGGGAGACGGGGGCGGUGCUCAGUCAGGGCCCUAGGACUCCCAUUCCCCGCAGCCCAGGGCCUCCACUGCUGCCGCUACCUCCCAGAAUCUGUCAGCGAGCUCGCCUGUCUGCGCCUGCGUAGACCUUCACGCAGGCGCCGUAAGGACAUUUGUGUUCCAGGCGCCUGCUUAAUGCGUAACAGCGGCGCCGCAGCCGUAGGGGGAGGGGCGAUUAGUGGUUGGGCGGCCCGGCUGAGUUUCCUUUCUGCAAAUAGCUUCCGAGCCCAAGCUCGCUUAACGCGCAUCGAUAAGGUUAUCGUCGUCACGCCGGCCCGGCUGGGAGAGAGCGCGGGGAAACGCAGAAGCCCGCCGUCGCCGCGUUUAGGCUGGAACCACACCGCACCUGUUCAUUCCGGCUCCGGCACCAGACGCGACCAGAACCCAGACCUGCAAAAGCCCCUUCUGAGGUCCCGGGGCCGCCUAUCAAGUUCUGCGCUUUUAGUGCCAGGGAGAGUGGUGAGACGGCUCCUUCUGCUGCCAAACUGCGUGGUCUCCCGAAACUGGGAAGGAGCUUGUGCUUUCGUGAGCCCAGGGUACCUGCCAAGUGGCACUGCGGCCCCUGGGGCGACGGUGGCGAGCCGGUGGGUGCCCACGGGGAGCGCGCGGCUGUGGCCCCAGGGAAGGAAGGUCCCGCUUCGGUGGCCACGGGCGCCCCCUCCACGUCACGCCCAGCACAGCGCCGACUGGAGAAGUAGCAGGGCAGAGCGACCGUGUGGUGUCCUCAGGGACGCAGAGCCCCCGAGAGCCGGCCGCCCAGAGGGGUCGGGAGGGGAGGGCCGGGGACGCGCAGGAAACUUACCUCACCCGGGCAACGUUCGGCAGCCUCCGCGGUCGAGACCAGUUGCGCCACAGCCUGCAAGUUGUCGGGAUGUUGUCGCUUCCCCCGGGCAAGGGACAGCAGCGCAGCCGAGGGGUGGGGCCGGGGCCGGGGCCUGGGCAGGGGCGGGGGCGGGAAGGUGCCGGGCUGGAGCCGCGGGGCCAAACUCGCCCCAGACGCGCCUAGGCGGGGGCGCGCGGCUGCGAGUGUGCAAUGCGCGCGCGCCGCGGCCAGUGUGUGUGUCCCCGCUUUCCCCUUCCUUCCCCGCCGGUCCUCGGUCCGACAGGGCAGCGGGCGGCGGCUCCACGGCCGGGCGCAGCCUAGGCCACCAAACCUGGCUCCUCCUGGUCAUCCGCCCGCCGGACUCUGCUGUUUGCGGCGAAGCCCGCACUUACAACACGGGUGCCUCUCCACCAGCAAGGGGCAGGCCAGGAGCUGGAGGUGACGGGUGCUCCCCUUCUGAGGACAGCAGAUGUUCCCAGGAAGUAAGACCUAUCCAACAGAUUAGAAAACUGAGGUCUCCAGAUGUUAAGUGACCAGAGGAUUUGAACACAGUUUUCUUGACUCCUUACUUCUGAACAAAAACUAACAGCAACACUGGUCUAACAAGGUUCAAGAUACGAUCAGUAGAGGGGUCCACAGAAAUCAAAGAUGGAAGAUCAGCUCGACUGACUGAUGUGAUGGCUGUGUAGGGGCAGCACCCACUGCUCUAAGUAUGGGAUCCGGCCCCUGGGAAUCCCAUUCUCACCUCUCUUGCUCAGUCCUCUCUGAAAUUCAAGGAGUUAGGAAAUGAAUUCAUUUGGUAAAUAAAAGUACAGUCGGUUCCUGGUAAUUCAGGAGAAGGAAAAUUACACAGGCUUCAGUGUGGCCACAUAUAUAUAAGUACCCAGAUAUGUGCACCUGUACACAUCUUCCUUUCCCGUGAAAGCCUGGUGUUACCUUCAGUUUCCAGAGAGAAAUCACAAAGCAAACUGCCCAUGGGCUAUUCAGAGGGCUAUGAAGCAGAAUUCUAAGAAACGUGGUUUACAAGAGCCUUAAGAUUGUAUCAUUACCGUGAAUAAAAGAGUAGAAUGAGGAACUUUGUGGUGUGAGACUCAAAUUUCUUCUUGAUUCUAUCUUUAAUUCUGUCGGUAGGGAAUUGGGAAAGUCAUUCCUCUGCUGGAAGUAAGGCAACAUCAGUGUCACAGCAAUAGUGACUUGGCCAGAAAAUCUGGGAACCUAUUUGAAAAUCAGAAAAUGCUCGUCUACUUAUUUUACUUAGUUUCAAAUGUAAUUUUUCCAGUUGAUUCCAGACGUUAGUCCAGAAUCUUACUACUACUGUUUCAUACUACCCUUACACACAUGAGUUUCUUAUAGCAGAUUUGAUGGCAUUAAUGGUCCUUAGUUCAUGAUCUUCCUUUAUCCAGGAUAUUUACUUAGGCUCUUUCCCUAUAACUUUGUGUGUGUGUGCGUGUGCGUGUGCGUGUGCAUGUGUGUGUGUGUGUGCCAGGGAUCAAACGCAGGACCUCCUGCUUGCCAGGCAGGCACUUGUGCCACUGAGCUAAAUCUCCAGGCCUCUUCCCCUUUAAUUUUGUAGUUCCCUCCUACUCUCAGUUCAGCUGUAUGGUUUAUUCUGAUCAAUUGGAGAAUAUGAGGCUUGAUGUAACUGAAAUCUUGAAAAUAUGCAUUUCUGCACCUGCUCUUGGAAUUCUGCCAUCGCCCAGGGAACAAGCCUGCUGCGGGAGGAAAGACCCCAUGCAGCAGAGCUGAGUCACCAUAGCCGAGUCCCUCCUUGACCGGCCAGUCCUCAGCUGACUUCCAAGGCACAAGUAAGUCCAAAAGCUAUCAGCCAGACUUGAUCCAGAUCAACGUACCAUGCACCCAGCCACAGAGUCACAACAAAUAACAAAUGGUAGCUAGUAUAAGGCAAUGCUCCAGGCAUCUAUUGCUGCAUAACAAAUCACUCUAAAACUUAGUAGUGAAGAAUGCCAACCAUUUCCCUUUUCUUGUUGACUCUGUGGGUCUACUAAGCUCAGAUGAGCACUGGCUAAGGCCACAUUCUAGAAUGCAUACAGCGGGAAGCUGAGCUGGGCUGGAAGGUCCUGCAAGGCUUGCUCCCACAUCAAACAUCUCGGUCCUCCUCCUCAUUCCAAGGGGCUAGCUUGGCCUUUCUUAUAGUAAGUUGGUCAGAUUUCAUCUAUUUAUCCAAUUGUCAAGGGAAAGGGACUGAGUUUCAAAGUUUUAGAAAGUCAUCUCUACUUCAUUCUAUUGAGCAAAGCAAGUUGUGAGACCAAUCAGACUCAAGUGAAAGGGAAAUGGAUUGUGCCUUUUGCUUUGGGGGGAGCAUAUAUAAAACAAGAAUAAAAGGGCUUAGAGAUUACAUCGUCUGCUAAUUUUGUGGGUGCUUUGUUAUGCCACACUAGAUAACAUAUUGUAGGAAUUCACCUUGACCUGCCAUCUUAGAGCCAUGUUUAGUUGCAUCUGCGCUGAUUACUCCUGAGUAACCCUGGUCUGAUUUCCCUGCAUAGUUUCCUAUCAUACUGUAAGUAAACAAAACCUUUAGGGUGGUAUGUGGAGCUUUGUAACUGAUCCCUGUUGCUGCCAGUGCCAGGAAUAUGCCUUCUGUCUGUGGUAUUAGCUUGAAAGAAGCCAGGUACAUUCUGGCUUAGAUGAAGUCACUUUUACCCUAACGAUUAUAGACAUUCACUCUCUUUGACCUAAGUCAUGAGAAUCUAUCACCACUCAAGACACAAUUUCUCAGAUGUUCCCCAUAAAUUAUCUGUAUUAUCCUGGAUCUGUCUACCUCUUUAGUCUCCCAGCAUCUCGUAGCUGGUUCUCACACACAAGGACUGGAUUUCUUCAGAGCACAUACAUUCUUCUUAGCUAGGGGGCUUUGGACUACAGUAAGUCCCUGACCUAUAAACAUUCCAGUUAUGAACUUUCACAGAUACAAAUUGACUUUGCGUUACAAACGUGUAGAUUUAAAUAGUGACAGUCAUUCUCCUGUCUACAGGACAUCAUCACAAUUGUGCUGCUGCAUGCUUACUGUACAGUUUAAUAGCAUAUGGUAUUAAUAGCGUAUGGUGUUCAAUCAGAGGCCAGGAUGUCUGGAAACCAGAGCAAAAGCUCUGGUGAGGUGGAGCGGACUGUCAGGAUGUGCAAAGCAAUAUUCCAUGCAGAUUUGUGUCAAAGGUAUAUAAGACUCACUCUGUCAGGCUUACAAACCAAUCCAACUUAUGAAUGUUCUCCCAAAAAGGAGCUGGCUCAUAAGUCAGGAAAUGAAUGUAGUUAUAAAUCCUUUCUAUGAAAUUAGGGAGUUUGAGUUCCCCUAAAGUACUAAUGCAUAUUUAGCACUUUCUCUGGUGAUAUCUUAAGGGAAAAAGAAAUUCAGUAAGUAUUCAGAAAGGAGCUGUUAGAGGAAUUGGAGGUGAAUUAACCAGCUUUGGUCAUUUCCACCAGUUCAUCUAUCAUUUAUUUCCCAACGAGGGUAAAGAACAGGAAUCCAGAUAAAAAGCUUGCAUUGUAUCCAUCAACAUCAAAAAUAAAAAGGAGAACCUCCAUCCUUCACAACCCGAGGUCAUCCUUCUUCAGUAUUGUCUUCUGUUUCUAGAAGCUUCAUUUCCAAGCAGAUAAGAACAGGUAAGUGUUUCGAUUAUGCCCUUAUAUCUAAUUUCUAAUUUCAGAGGGAUAAUUUACCCUGGGGACUUAGUUCUCUAGUCUCAAGUUCACAAGGUUAGCAAAGGCUUAAAAGCUUAGGACCACCUCCCUUCUCUUCUUUGUUCCUCUGUCUUCUCUUUCUAACUUUUCUUUCUUUCCUUUUUCCUUCCUUUUUGUUUCUGUUUGCUUUUCCUUUCUUAAUCCUAUCCAUCCCCUUAUUGCUCUCAGGACUGGAAAGAGUAUUGAACUAGGAGUCAUGGGAUCUGAUUUCUCUUUUCAGUUCUGUCUCUGCAACAGUGAACUGUUCACUCUCUCGGUUUUAGAUGCCUGUACCACGAGUAUCUGAGACAACAAGCUCUAGAAUGUCCCUAUCGUUCCGUAAUCCUUGAGUACCUUCUGCAGUGAAUUUAGCAGCAAUCUUCAGACCCUUUAGAAAAGCUGUGCCUAUAUCACUUCCAUGUUUGUCCUAUUUUUUUCUUCUAAUCAGAAAACAUGCAUCUUUAGCAGCUGUAAGCCCUGUUUAACUCAUUGUUCUUUGUCCAGAGGUUGCUGUUACCCUAACUCACUUCAAAACAUGCUGAUGUCUACAUUCUUCAGUGAGAAACAAUACAAAAACCAGAGGCCAGUGUUAGCAGGCACACAAGUCUGACCCUAAAAAAAUGUUUUCCCUAGAAAACCUAUCUGAUAAUUCAUAUAAGAAAUAUAAAAACAGGAAGGGGGAAAGGAAGGAAAGAAAAAAGCAAAAAGAAGGAAAAAGUGAAAAUGAAACUUUUGUAAAUAAGGAAGGAAGGGUUGAAAGAAAAUAGGGGAAGGGGAAAUAUCAAGAUAUAUCAUGUACGGAUACAAAUUCCCUACAAUGAAUGUGAUCAUUUUAUAUACCUAAAAUAUACCAUAAGCUUAAUUAAUUAAAAAAAGAAAUAUAGACACAAGCUAAGAAAGCUUUUCCUAACAAGUUUAUACAAAAUGCAAUUAUAUAUACUAAGAUAAUAAUUUUUUAACAAAAAUAUGCCUGUUAACAAUUCCUGAAAAAGAAGAAUUAAAAAUUGAAGUACUCAUAGUAAGCUUGAGGAAUUCUAAAAAUUUUUAAAUUGGUGUUACAUCAUUUUUACUUUUUAAAAAUGUGCAUGCCAUGAAACAUAUUAGUUGAAUUUUGACAUACCCAAACCAUGUAUUUUAAAUAAAGUUCAGUUGCUAUUUUUCUCUUCAACAUCUUUCUCUUGCUACAAACAGACUCACGUACAUACCUUUACUAGGUGCAUUUUCAUUUUUCAUACAAGUUACAAAAGCAAAAUGUAUCAAAUGGUGGUUAAUUUGAAGAGUGAAAAAGAAGCAAGAGAAUAUCAGAAUGGAGGAGAUGAAAAAGAAAAACUAGAAAGUUGCUAGCAUUGCAGAGAUCGAGGCUGCAAUUCAGAAAGCAUCCUAGAGACAUAUAACAUUUUUGUACAUGGUUUCUAUAUCAAGCCUGAACUUGAUUUUUAGGAAGCUGGAAGUUAAGGUGUUAAUAAAGGAUGAAGGGACCUCCUUUGGGCUGGACCUACUGAUUUAAAAUCUUGAGCCAGAAGAGGCAGACAGAAAUAAAUCUGCUGUGUCCCUGAAGACACGUUGAAAAAUCUGUUACAGCUUUAUACCCUGAAGACCAGUGUGUUGAAGUAAUUUUCCUCAAGUCACAAAAUUCAACAGCAGGACCAAGAAUCAAAUCCAAGGCUGCUAUUUCAUCCUUCGAGUGGAGAGUGGGGGUGGGAAUCACGGGGUAAGAGGGAUCCGUACAAUGUGCCCUGGCUCAUCAUGGUUAAGCAUAUGUUUCUCAUGCCAAAACUUUCUUUGUUCUAUAAUGUGAAAUUGUUUUCUACUUCCUUGUACUUGUGAAAUGUUUCUCGGCAAUGGUAAACACACUUGGCAUUAAAUGGGUUUAAAAAGGAUGACAGGUCAUGAAAGACUACCAGGAAAUAAAGUCAUCCCCCAUAUCUGUGGGGCUCGGCUCCAGGACAUCCCACAGACACCAAAGCCUACAGAUGCUCAAGUCCCUUAUAUAAAGUGGCAUAAUAUUUGCAUAUAACCUACACACAUCCUCCUGCAUACUUUAAAUAAUCUCUAGAUUACUCAUAAUAACUAAUUGAAUGUAAAUGCUAUGUAAAUCAUUGUUAUAUCCUAGUUUUUAGGAAAUAAUGACAAGAAAAAGUGUACAUGUUCAACAGAGAGGCAACCUUUUCCUCUAGAUAUGUUUCAUCCACUGUUGUUAGAGUGCACAGAUAUAGAACUCAGCAUUUAUGGAAUUGUCUUGGGUUGCAUACAAAAUGUAUAAUGUGGUUCAUGCAUAAAAGUAACAAAAUUUCCUUUACUUUUAAUGUUUUUAUUAUAAUAUUAAAAUGAAUUAACAUAACAAGCUGUGGGUCACUGUGGGAAGCCGCCUAUGAAUGGCGCCCAUUUCCUGCUUCCGGGUUCUUCCCGGCCUGAACAAGCCCGCCAAAUUGUCAUGUCUGCCCAGUUACCCGUGACGCUAGCCUAUCAGCUUGUUAGACGCGCUUCUCUGUGAUUGGAUACUGCUUCCCCUUAUAAGAGGCUGUUCCUGCCCCCAACGGGCAGAAGAGGAACCAACGUUGAGGGUGGCGGACCUUGUUAGGUCCGGUUCGCUGUACGCAAUAAACUUUGAGAGCUGAUCCUGCUCGAGUCUGGCCUCCUGUCUCCCGCGGCUCCGGUCAUCUGGUGGCCCGUAUGGGGAAAAAGGUAAAAGACUCAGCGACGUGCCUCUUCGGCCGGGGGGUGCGAUUGCUGUCGCCUGCGGUACGACGGAGGACCUGGCCCAAUAACAACGGAAGGCCCCGAGCGCCUCUUCUCUUCACCCUGAUCAGCUACGUGAGAUACAGCGGUUCCCGGGACAGGUGAGUACUGGAUCGCCUGGGUUGGGUGGACGCACCUAACAGAUUUUGAGCGCCACACGGGUGGACGCCGGUCUUUUUUUUUUUUUUUUCUUUGCAUUUGUUUCGCUUUCGCUUCGCCAUUUGGGGCAAUGCUGCUCGUAAACCCCUCGCUGACUCCCUAAGAGUCCUGCUGCGGACCCGAGGCAUCUACAUAAACCGGGUCACCCUUUCGAGAUUUCUGGCCUGGUUUUGGCCCACGGGCUCUCUAACCCUCCUGUCAUGGGAGAAGUUAGGAGGGGAUCUUAGAUGCGCCCGAGAAGAGGGACGCUUGGAUCCUAUGGUUCUACCCCUAUGGGAGAUGAUUAGAGCUUGCCUAACGGAUGAGCAGAUCCCCGGACUUCAUACAGCCCGACAGGCUUUUGAUAAAGCUCGAUCGGAAUGCUCAGAGGAGCCCGGAGCCACUGCCGAUUGUGGGUCUCCGGAGGACCCUCAGGGCUCUACUUCUGAUUCUGAUUUGGAAGGUUCAGAAGAGGAGGUUGUCUUCGCUAAACAGGACCCUCCUGCACAGCUUAAAGAGGAAUUCAGGGCUCGGGAAGAUAAAAAGGGGAACCAAACACCACCCUGCUCGAGCUACUCCACCUUACGGGAGGAGCUUAAGCCCUUCCGCCCUUUGGCAAGUUCGCGACCCACGAUCACCCCCUUCAGGGCGCCAGGCCCCACUGCACCGCCGUGGCCGGAAGAGGAGUUGUUCCCUGGGCUGCCACCUCCGCCCGUGGCCGCCGGAGGGUGCCCACAAUCCAUGGCACCGCCCUGGUUAGAGGGAGAGCUACUUCCUGGGUUGCCUUCUGCGCCCCCAUCUGGGGAGGGAGGAGGACGUUCCUUCCACCAGAGGGUAUGGUCGCGGCUUCCCUUUGAGUGUUCUGGUCUCCAUGCAUUCCCGGUAGCCCUUAGAAAUUAAACAACUUAAAGCUAUCAAGGACACAGUUUCAGCUUAUGGGCCCAAUGCGCCAUUUACCAUGGCGCUUUUAGAGGCAUUGGCAGGCCUGUGUGAUCUCUUCACCUCAACAAUCUAUUGGUGUUAACCCGAGAGGACUGCGCCCAAAUCAUAUUUGGCAAAUGGAUGUUACACACAUCCCAGAAUUUGGAAAACUUAAAUAUGUUCAUGUUUCGGUAGAUACCACCUCCCAGGUUAUGUUUGCCUCGGCAGAACCCGGAGAAAGGGCCACCCACGCUAUUAAUCAUUGCCUGGCAGCCUGGGCUGCUUGGGGAAAGCCCAAUAUAUUAAAAACAGACAAUGGUCCUGCUUACACCAGCAAAACUUUUGUAACAUUCUGUCAACAAAUGGAUGUUGUCCUUAAACAUGGCAUUCCAUAUAACCCUCAAGGACAAGGCAUCAUUGAACGGGCACAUCGGACACUCAAGGGUGUCUUACAAAAGCAAAAAGAGGGGAUAGGCCACGGCCUAACGCCCAAAGGAAGAAUAUCAUUGGCACUCUUUACCAUAAAUUUUCUCAAUUUAAACCACAAUAAUCAUUCCCCUGCCAUGGAACAUAGCAAUCCGUCCCCAACCGACAAAGGGCUGGUUAGAUGGAAAGAUGUCCUUACAGGACAAUGGAUGGGCCCGGAUCCAGUGAUUAGCUGGACCCGAGGUGCGGUUUGUGUCUUCCCACAGGAACCAGGUCGCGAGCCGCUGUGGGUCCCGGAAAGAUUGACGCGAGCAGUAAACUCCCCACCAGUUCCUGAUAAAGCACAGGAGGAUAAGCCCUCGGACACAAGUCAACUCGACCCUUCUGGGACCGACGCUCAGCGCCCGAGACCAUCUACAAACUAAAAUGUCUGGUUUGGAGCUUUUUCUAUUCUGUAGGUUCCUAUUAAUCACCCCUGUUCGCACAAAUUUGACCAACACUGUUAAAAAUAUGACAGCUUGGCUGCAAGACACCUACCUACCUAAGUUUCACAAUUUGUCCCUCAUAGUUGGUCAGGAACUUGACAAUAUGGACGGUAUCCAACUAGGUCCAGUCAGGUUCGAUUUAUCAACUUUAGGCAGUGUUAUAGCCAGUUUGUGGGAACGCGUCACCUCCUGGUUCUCCUGGCCCAACCUGACUACUUGGAUCCUGAUUGCCGUGGCCAUCCUAGUGGGGCUUGUGGUUAUUAAAUACUUGUUAGAUCGCCUCAUACAAAUUCAGCAGCAGGUUAAGAUCACAGCUAUGGCAGCCAUGCAAAUGGCAGCAGGUGGCCCAUCAGGCCAGCAGGCCGCCGCAUAUCUCCUUCACAUUGCAGAACAUCAGCUAUAAGAGCUGAGUGGGCAAGCCAAUGACGGGUAAGACGGGAAAAGCCCUCCCGGUCAACCUAAGACAGGCUCCACUCAGAUAUACAUGGCCUAUAAGGCCAGGGGUCCCUCCCGGAGUCAAAUUAUUGGCAUUGAGAUGCGAGACCAAGGGUACUGCAGUGCCAUCCGCCUCAAAGGUUGGGGGGAAGGCAGGAAUGAAUGUCUAUAUGCAUCCAGGUUCGGUUCACAAAAGCCUGGCCCUGCGAAAAAAUGAACCACUCACCUUGAGCAUGGUCCUGGCGCAAGGAUAUGCACAAAACAGGGUGAUGCACAGCAGGGUAUAGACCUCUACAUUCUCUCAUGCCUCGGCCUACAAGGUAGGCCCACUCCUAGGUGUCUAACAGCAACAAGGUCAUAGACACCUUGGAGAGACCCACAGACCAUCCUAUUUUAAUAAAUAAAAAAGGGGGAGAUGUGGGAAGCCGCCUAUGAAUGGCGCCCAUUUCCUGCUUCCGGGUUCUUCCCGGCCUGAACAAGCCCGCCAAAUUGUCAUGUCUGCCCAGUUACCCGUGACGCUAGCCUAUCAGCUUGUUAGACGCGCUUCUCUGUGAUUGGAUACUGCUUCCCCUUAUAAGAGGCUGCUCCUGCCCCCAACGGGCAGAAGAGGAACCAACGUUGAGGGUGGCGGACCUUGUUAGGUCCGGUUCGCUGUACGCAAUAAACUUUGAGAGCUGA
Messenger RNA from Cavia porcellus (domestic guinea pig), 10365 nucleotides. RefSeq lists its product as uncharacterized. Lineage: Eukaryota; Metazoa; Chordata; Mammalia; Rodentia; Caviidae. The transcript is spliced from 4 exons. The record is from RefSeq and is a predicted model, not a curated record. Bases 1 to 1404 code for a protein of 467 amino acids.